AGGGAUUCUUUUCUGUUCUUCGGUUUCUGAAUUCUGAUCGGAAGUGAGUAGUUGAUAAGAGGAAGAUGUUUGCCGCUUCUUGCCUUGCCUCGUGCUGCGCAGCCUGCGCUUGCGAGGCAUGCCGGUCAGUGGUGUCUGAGAUUGGACGACGCUCCGCUCGGAUUGCGUAUUGUGGUCUCUUCGCUUUUUCUUUGAUUGUCUCAUGGAUUCUCAGAGAAGCUGCUGCCCCGCUUAUGGAGAAGAUUCCUUGGAUUAAUCAUUUCCACCAAACUCCUGAUAGGGAGUGGUUUGAAACAGAUGCGGUACUGCGUGUGAGCUUGGGAAACUUCCUAUUCUUCACCACCUUUGCUAUUAUAAUGAUUGGAGUCAAGAAUCAGAAGGAUCCUCGGGACCAAUUGCACCAUGGUGGAUGGAUGUUGAAGAUUGUUAGCUGGUGUCUGUCGAUAAUUUUAAUGUUUUUCCUUCCAAAUGGGAUCGUCAGCUUCUAUGAGACAAUAUCAAGAUUUGGCUCAGGAUUGUUUCUUCUUGUUCAAGUUGUCCUCUUAUUGGAUUUUGUUCAUGAAUGGAAUGACAGAUGGGUUAGAAAGAAUGAGCAGUUCUGGUACAUUGCAUUGUUUGUUGUUUCACUUGCAUGUUAUGUGGCAACAUUCUCCUUCUCAGGGCUGCUCUUUCAUUGGUUCACUCCAUCAGGACAUGAUUGUGAACUGAACACCUUCUUUAUUGUCAUGACUCUGAUUUUGGCAUUUGUCUUUGCAAUUGUCGUACUGCAUCCUGCGGUGGGUGGCAGCAUUUUACCUGCUUCAGUUAUCUCUCUUUACUGCACAUACCUUUGCUACAACGGACUUAACAGUGAACCCAGGGACUAUGAGUGCAAUGGCCUUCACAGAGAUUCCAAAGCUUCCCCAACAGGAACACUUGCCUUUGGACUUCUCACCACAGUUCUCUCAGUUGUUUACUCUGCUGUUCGUGCUGGAUCAUCCACAACCUUCCUUGCAGAAUCAAGCUCACCCGAUGCAGACAAGCCGUUGCUUCCGUUGAACAAGGUUGAUGAACCAGAUGAGAAGAAGGAUGAAGCUGCUAGGCCAGUCAAGUAUUCAUAUGCUUUCUUCCAUAUCAUCUUUUCUCUCGCUAGCAUGUACUCGGCAAUGCUUUUAACAGGUUGGUCAACUUCAGUUGGGGGAAGUGGAAAGCUGGUUGAUGUUGGGUGGCCAUCUGUGUGGGUCCGGAUUGUAACAGGGUGGGCCACUGCAGCUUUGUACAUCUGGUCUCUAGUUGCCCCUCUUUUGUUCCCAGAGAGGGAGUUCUGAAUGACUUUUAAUCCUCCAAACUUAUGUGGUAUAUGAUCUUCACCUUUGUACAUGUGUGAGUAAGUCUGUUCCAUAUGCGGCUUUGUAGCUUCACAGACCAUCUCCUUGUUUGGAGAGGCUAAGUUGCGGAACAGUUGACUGUUAAUAAGAAAACAAUGUGUUGUGUG
Messenger RNA from Telopea speciosissima, 1474 nucleotides. RefSeq names its product probable serine incorporator. The coding region runs from base 66 to 1307 and encodes 413 amino acids. Lineage: Eukaryota; Viridiplantae; Streptophyta; Magnoliopsida; Proteales; Proteaceae. Gene Ontology annotation, cellular component: membrane. The record is from RefSeq and is a predicted model, not a curated record. The transcript has 7 exons.